AACUAAAUAACACUUUUUUAUUUGGCAACGACUGUCAAUAACUAUCAGUACUUUUGUAAUGAAUAAUUUUUUAAUUUUCAUUCAUCAAAGCUUUUUAUAAAGUUUAUUUAUUAAAUAUAAGUUAAAUAAUAGAUGAUUUAAUUAAUACAUAUUUCAAUUAUUAUAAAUAUUUGAUUUUGUUUUCACUAAAUAAAUCUAAUAAAUGAUUUGCAAGUGCAGGCAAAAAUGGUUUUAAAAAGUACUGAGGUGUUCCAAGAUAUUUAUUAGGAAAAGUUCUUUUUAUAAACAUGGAAAUAUGUUCUAGAACACAGCGUUGUAAAGUAGCAAAAAUUGUUAGCACAAUGCUAACUAAUUUACAAAGUAAAGAAAAUUUAAUUAAUGAAGAAGUGAUAGUAAACAAUGCAAUUAAAAUUCUACCUCAACAUGAUCCACAUGUAUCCUCAAAUUGGGAGAAUGAUAUAUAGGAAAUUGAUUUGUCACAAAGUGCAUUUACAGAAAUUCCAUCAUAUGGAGCUUUAAAUAAUGAUUUUGUUUACAAUGACUUAUCAGAAUUUAGCAAUGAUUCUGAUAAUGAGUCAAUCUCAAGUUCAUUGAGCAGUGAUGACUACAAUAUACAAGAAGAACUUCGGCAAUGGAUAAUUAAAUGCAAUGUUUCACAUAGGCUGUUAAUGCUUUGUUAAAAAUAUUUAAAAAUGUGGGCGUUCAUGUUCCAAAAGAUGCAAGAACUUUAUUAAAAACACCAUCUAGUGUUUUACAAAAAGUAGUUGCAGGUGGUGUGUAUCAUCAUGUUGGAGUUGAAAAUGCAAUUAGAAUACUCCUGCAAACAAAACAGUUGCCUGCUGAUUGUGUAAAUCUAAAAUUAAAUAUUAAUAUUGAUGGUCUACCAGUUUUUCGUAGCUCAAAUAUACAGCUAUGGCCUAUUUUAGGUUCUAUAAUUGAAGUAUCUUUGAGUGAUGUUUUUAUUUAUUGGACUUUAUUCAGGCAUAACAAAACCAUCUCCACCAUCUGAAUAUUUAAAAAAAUUUGGUACAGAAAUGAAACACCUAGGUUUUAAAGGUAUAAAUUUUUUGAAUAAACACUAUACAGUAACUAUAAAUGCUGUUAUUUGUGACGCCCCUGCCAGAGCUUUUAUAAAAUGCAUUAAAGGGCAUUGUGGCUAAAAUGCCUGUAAGCGUUGCACACAAGAAGGUGUGUAAUGUUCAAAUAAAUGAUUUUCCCUAAGUUAGAUGCACCAUUAAGAACUGAUGAAGAUUUUCUUGCACAAAAGGAUGAAGAGCAUUAUACUCCAAAUAUGGUAUCUCCGCUUACUAAACUCAAUAUUGGCAUGGUUUCUAAUUUCCCUUUAGAUUAUAUGCACAUAAACCACAUAAUUAAUAAACCACAUUAACAAAUUAAUAAACCACAUAAUCCAAUUUCUCAAAUUAAUAAACAAUGUGAAGAGAAGGCAUUUGCUAAACUGCAAAAUAGAAAUUCAAUGUAUGUUGAAAAAUAAGCUGCUACACUUUUACAAAAAAAACAUUCAACAGGUUUGAUGCCUUCAAAUUUGCCUCCAGGAUAUUACCAGCAAUAUAAAAACUACAAAGGAAAAAAGUAUUUUGUUUCAACUUCUUUACGCGACAGUUGUUUUAAAAUUUAUGGGAUAUUAUGUUUUGUCAAAAAUAUCAUACUAUCAAAUAAUAACGAAAUUCUUGUUGUUUACAAUUCUGUUACUGAAUUUAGUUCCUUUUUUGAUUGUCCACUUCAGUCUUCUAUUUUGGAAAUAUUCGUUGUAAACAAAAUUUCAGAUAUUUUAAGGUAUGCUAAUAUGUUAGAUCUUGGAAAGAAGUUUGUCAUCAUACCUUUAGAUAAUAGUAGCUAUUUAGCUAUGCCAUUAUUGCAUCAGGAAUAAGUGAAUACAAAAUUUGCUUGGAACUUAAAAUAAAAUCUUUAAUACAAUCAAUAACUGUAUUGAAUAUAUUGUUACAAGAUUUUUUUACUACUUCUUUAUACAAUUUAAUUUUUUUGCACAUAAAUGUACUAUUUUCCAAGCAUAUACUUGCAUAUUUCUCUUGACAUUUUUAUAAUUAUUUCAGACUAUUAUAUCCAAAUAAGAUCACUUUGGAUAUGUUAAAAUUUUUAAUGUUAUUGCCAGAUAGACAAUGCAGAUUGUGUUUUAUAUUAUAUAAAUGUAUUUAAAUUGUAUUUUAUGUUAUAGAAAUUAUAUAUUGUUUCUGAUGAUUAUUCUUAUUUACCCUCUACCCUCCAAAUUCAGGUAGGAUGUGAGCAAUUUGCAACCUAACUGCUGACUUAGGUCGAUAAGUAAUUUUUCCCAUCUUGUUUCUGUUGUUUUAAUUUUAGCUUAGCAUUUUUAGGGCUGAAAAAUUAAUCAUUAUCUUUAUUAUUUCUUUAUCAAAUUAAAAACAAAUCUUUAAAUAAUUUUAAAAAAAAAUUGAAAAAAGGUUAUUUUCUUUCCUUUAGUGUAUUUAAAAUCAAAUUAACGUAAAAGGUAAAAAGUUGCUUAAGUUUUUAAAUUUAGUUUUAUAGUUUUUGUGUCAAAUUUUGGUAUAAAAAUGGUAAGGUUUAAUUUUUUUGUUUUUUAAAUUGGUUAAAAUGUUCAUAUUGAUCCCUAAAAUUGAUGCGGUAUAAUGAAUAUUCACUAUACCGCAUCAAUUUUAGGGAUUAAUAUGAACAUUUUAACCAAUUUAAAAAACAGAAAAAUUAUUGCCUAGUGGUUUCACCAUCAAUUUUUUGAUGCUAAUGAUUCAAUUUAUAAUAUAAAUUUGUUUAAAUUGAAAAAUAAUUUUUGUUUAAAAUGUUUAAAAUUCUGAUAAAGAAGAGUUUUUGUGGCCUCCAAAAAAGUUAUCAACAAAAGAACUUGGCAAAAGAUAGAGUGGCUUGACUGGGCAUCAAGUGCCCAGUGGGAUAAAUUACAAAUUCGUGUCUUGGGAAAAGCUGGUAUGGGACAUUGUUAUUGUUUUAGGAUUAUUUCAUAUGUUGUUUAUAAAAGUUUGUGUGUUAUUGAGUUAUUUUGAAGCCCCAAUAUUGGAUCAGUUAAUGUCAUGACCAGACCAAUAAAUAUUACACAAGAGCAAGAGAAAAGUUGCAAUAUGCAGAAGUUAAAUUUUACAGAACUGGAGGCUGAAGAAAAAGAUGUCCCGAUUAGGCGAAAAAAGUAUUAAUAGAAUUACUGUGCGCUCAAUACUUGUAUUAGUGUUGAGCAUAUUAGUGUUUAACUUUAUAAUUUCAUACGUUUACUAACUACUAUAAAAAACAUUUGGUAGUUAGAUUUAUUGUUUAGAAUUGCAACUAGAAAAAUUUCAUCACAUUUUGAUUCUGAAAUUGAAUUUGAAAAUGACAGAUUAUUUCCCUCUUAAGAAAAAAAAAUUUGCUGGGAAAACUCAACUAAGUGCCAUAACUCAAAUUCCUCCCCCUUUAUUUUCUAUGCUGUUGUCUGUUUCACCGUCAAGUUCACCAACAUUGAUAUCAACUUCACCAAUAAUGCAAAUAUCUUCUGAAACACCACUUUCAUCUCUUGACAUAGCAACAUUGAUGAAACCAACCCAUUGCCCUCUCCUGUCAGACAUGACAACAGAUUAUUUGUCAAGGACGGUAACAACAACACCACUAGUUCCAAAUAUUGAUGUUGUAACAGUACAAAACAUUGGGAAUGCAUUAUCGUGCAGUAAUAUAUCUAAACAAACAAUGCAUGGGUUAGUAGUACAGUUGCUGAAAGUGUGUGUGGGUAUUCAGCAAACUCAGGCUAUCGACACCAAUAUGCUAAACGCUAUGCUUACUCGAGGCAAUUUUGUUGUGCAGGCUUCAGGGUUACCAGAUGGGGUGAUAUUUCCAAUGGACAACAUGGAAGCUUUUGAUGCAAUUGAAAUUAAGCUAAAAGAUGCCAACAUUGCAAACAUAAUUGUUAACUUUCUUGCCGGUAUUGGAGGGAGAAAAGUUGAUGAAGCUGUUCGCCGUAUGAUGCAGCAGUUGCUAAACAAUAACUCUGCAAUUUAAUUGUCAGCGAAGGCAGUCAAAAAAAGUGAUAAAAGGAACUGAGCUAUUUCAAGUGAUUUAUAGUGAAUAUCCAUAGUUUUAAAUAAAUUUAGGUAAUAUUUGUCUGCAAUUUUGCUAUUAAAUACAAAUGAACACAUUGUAAAUUAGAUAAUAAUAAUUAGAUAAUAAGAUUGUAUUUUUAAGAUUCAUUUAUAUAUGAGAACGUAAGUUUAGUA
This is a messenger RNA of Hydra vulgaris (swiftwater hydra), 4205 nucleotides long. Lineage: Eukaryota; Metazoa; Cnidaria; Hydrozoa; Anthoathecata; Hydridae. The record is from RefSeq and is a predicted model, not a curated record.